AUGGAGGCUCUGGCCUCAAGGCACGCAGAAAGAGCUCUUCAUACUCAAGCCUCAGCCCUUGCCCAAGAUGUGGAGGAUGAGACCACGUUUCAGGAGCCAUUGACCUUCAAGGACGUGGCUGUGGUCUUCACGGAGGAGGAGCUGGGGCUGCUGGACUCUGCCCAGAGGAAGCUGUACCGAGACGUCAUGCUGGAGAACUUCAGGAACCUGCUCUCUGUGGGAGACCAGAAUGGAAAGGAUAUGGAAUAUAUUCAAGAAAAGGAAUUAAGGUUCCUUUCACACAAAGAGCUCUCAUCCUGGAAAAUCUGGGAACAGGUGGCUGGUGAAUUAACUAGGAGUCAAGAUUGUCAAAUGAAUCUUCAAGGGAAAGAUUUCCAGUUGUCAGAAGAUGCUGCCCCCUGUCGAGUGUGGGAAGGAGCGUCUACUCAGGGUUUUCGAACUGAGAAUCUGGUGGACAUUCUACAAGGGGACAGACCCAUCAGUGUAGAAAAGCAAGAGUUUCCAUCCUGCAGAGCUGUAAAACCAGUCCCAGCUCAAGAUUCUUGGACGAAAGCCUUUGUGAAUGAGCCAUGGAAUGUUCAAGAAAAAUGUAAAAAACUCUACAUGGGAGAUACAGUAUAUCAAUGUGAUUGGGAAGAUUAUAGCUUCCACUGGUUAUCACAUCGUCAUGACGCCCACAGAUUCUCUGAAAGAGACGGGCUGUGUAAUUGCGAUAAAUGUAGAAAAGACUGCGUCAAGAAGUCGACACCUCAUCACCCUAACCCUGGAAAGAAUGGUUUUAAAAGUAGUGAAUGUGGCUUGAAGGAUGAUUCAAACCUUCCCACCCAUCCAAGGAUGCCCUUCAAAGAGAAACUCUGUAAAUAUCAUGAGUUUGGGAAGGGCUUGAGGCAGAGUGCCUGUCUCGCCUGCCGUCAGAGAUUUCCCACAGAAGAGAAAUUGUCUAAGAGUCUGGAGCACGGUCGGGGCUUCAGGCAGAACACACACAUUCACAGCCAUCCCCGGGUCCCUAUGGGAGAGAUGCCCUACCGAUGCGAUGUCUGCAGGAAGGGGUUCAGGUAUCAAUCAGUUCUGCUUAUUCAUCAGGGGGUGCACACAGGAAAGAAACCCUAUAAAUGUGAGGAGUGUGGGAAGGCCUUUGGUCGGAGCUCAAACCUGCUCGUCCACCAGAGGGUUCACACUGGAGAGAAACCUUACAAAUGCGGCGAGUGUGGGAAGGGCUUCAGUUACAGUUCGGUGCUUCAAGUCCAUCAGAGGCUACACACAGGGGAGAAGCCCUACACGUGCGGUGAGUGCGGCAAAGGCUUCUGCGCCAAGUCGGCGCUGCACAAGCAUCAGCACGUCCACCCAGGAGGAAAGCCCUAUAGCUGCGGCGAGUGUGGAAAGGGAUUCAGCUGUAACUCCCACCUCAGCAGUCACCAGAAAACGCACACAGGCGAGAGGCCCUACCAGUGUGACAAGUGUGGUAAAGGUUUCAGUCACAACUCGUACCUUCAGGCUCACCUGAGGGUUCACGUGGGGCAGCACCUCUAUGAAUGUGACGUAUGUGGUAAGAGCUUCAGCUACAGCUCAGGGCUCCUCAUGCACCAGAGACUGCACACGGGAGAGAAACCCUACAAAUGCGAAUGCGGGAAGGGCUUCGGCCGGAGCUCAGACCUGCACGUCCAUCAGAGGGUCCACACGGGAGAGAAACCAUAUAAAUGUGGCGAGUGUGGGAAGGGCUUCCGACGGAAUUCAGACCUUCACAGUCACCAGAGGGUCCACACAGGAGAGAGACCCUACGUAUGUGACGUGUGUGGGAAGGGCUUCAUUUACAGCUCUGACCUCCUCAUCCACCAGAGGGUCCACACAGGUGAGAAACCCUAUAAAUGUGCUGAGUGUGGCAAAGGCUUCAGUUACAGCUCAGGGCUUCUCAUCCACCAGAGAGUCCACACAGGCGAGAAACCUUACAAAUGCCAAGAGUGUGGAAAGGGCUUUCGGUGCACCUCGAGCCUUCACAAACAUCAGCGCGUCCACACGGGAAAGAAGCCCUAUACGUGUGAUCAGUGUGGCAAGGGAUUCAGUUAUGGCUCCAACCUCCGCACCCACCAGCGGUUGCACACAGGAGAGAAGCCCUACACGUGUUACGAAUGUGGAAAGGGCUUCAGAUACGGCUCAGGUCUCCUCAGUCACAAGAGGGUACACACUGGCGAGAAACCAUAUAGAUGCGACGUGUGUGGGAAAGGCUACAGUCAGAGCUCACAUCUCCAAGGUCACCAGAGGGUCCACACUGGCGAGAAACCCUACAGAUGUGAGGAGUGUGGGAAGGGCUUUGGCCGCAGCUCCUGCCUUCACGUCCAUCAGAGGGUCCACACUGGAGAGAAGCCCUAUAAGUGUGGGGAGUGUGGGAAAGGCUUCAGUUAUAGCUCAGGUCUGCGAAACCACCAGAGAAUGCAUUUAGGUGAGAAACCUAAGUAG
Molecule: messenger RNA, 2454 nt
Organism: Propithecus coquereli (Coquerel's sifaka)
Lineage: Eukaryota; Metazoa; Chordata; Mammalia; Primates; Indriidae
Gene: ZNF229
Product: zinc finger protein 229
Exons: 4
Coding region: 1-2454 (817 amino acids)
Biological process (GO): regulation of DNA-templated transcription
Source: RefSeq, a predicted model, not a curated record